GGUGUCAGUCAAUCGGGCGAGGGCUUGACCAGGGUAGCUGGGCUUAUCGUCGUCAUCGUCAUCAUGGCAGCCGGGGCUGGUUCGGGUAAGAAACAGCAAACGCCACAGCGAUCCAAGAUGGGCGGGAAGAAGGAUUUGGUCUUGGAGCUGACCGACGAGCAGGAGCAGGAGCAGGAGCAGGCGGAUGAGCAAGUAGAGCUGGAACAGUCCCUGACACCGGGGAUGGCCGAGGACGAUGAUGACGAGGCAGACCUCGAUGCUCACAAGCGGAUACAGGGCAUGUCUCAGACAGACCUUGACACCUUCAAUGCUGGUCAAAAGAAGCGGGGUUUGAUUUACUUGAGCCGCGUGCCCCCCUUUAUGAAGCCAGCCAAACUGCGUCAUCUUAUGCAGCAGUUUGGUGAGGUCGACCGUGUUUUCCUGCAACCGGAAGACCCCAAAAUUCGGAAGCGGCGAGUCAAGAAUGGAGGCAACAAAAAGAUUAACUACGGCGAAGUCCAGAUUCCCAUCAUACCACACACACACACACACACACACACACACACACACACACACACACACACACACACACUCUCUCUCUCUCUCUCUCUCUCUCUCUCUCUCUCUCUCUCUCUCUCUCUCUCUCUCUCUCUCUCUCUCUCUCUCGCCUAUAACCGUUGGAUCGAGUUUCUUGACAAGUCCAUUGCAAAGCGAGUGGCCGCGUCUCUGAACGGCACAAAAGUCGGCGGCAAGCGCAACUCUUUCCACCACGACGACUUGUGGUGCAUGAAAUACUUGCCUGGCUUUAAAUGGCAUAACCUCACCGAGCGUAUCGCUUACGACAAUGCGGCCCGUGAGCGUCGCCUGGCCAUGGCCAUGUCCCAGGUGCAGCGCGAUACCAAUGCCUACUUGGAUCAAGUCGUCAAAGCCAAGAGCAUUGAGACGGCCAAGAAGUAUGGGAAAGCACCUAGUGCUGAAGGACACCGACCACGCCCUAUUCGCCAGCGUAAGGUCAUGGCCUCGGGGGCUGCGCCCUCAUCCAAGCGGGCCAAGCCUGAUGCCUAA
Molecule: messenger RNA, 1044 nt
Organism: Monosiga brevicollis MX1
Lineage: Eukaryota; Choanoflagellata; Craspedida; Salpingoecidae
Exons: 8
Coding region: 64-1044 (326 amino acids)
Biological process (GO): endonucleolytic cleavage in ITS1 to separate SSU-rRNA from 5.8S rRNA and LSU-rRNA from tricistronic rRNA transcript (SSU-rRNA, 5.8S rRNA, LSU-rRNA); endonucleolytic cleavage to generate mature 5'-end of SSU-rRNA from (SSU-rRNA, 5.8S rRNA, LSU-rRNA); endonucleolytic cleavage in 5'-ETS of tricistronic rRNA transcript (SSU-rRNA, 5.8S rRNA, LSU-rRNA)
Cellular component (GO): nucleolus
Molecular function (GO): RNA binding
Source: RefSeq, a predicted model, not a curated record